AUGUCGCAGAGUCAAUUGUUAACGGAGUUGGCUAAACUACUGUUGAAUGGUAACCCGAAGGAAUACACGGACCAGUUUGCGGCUGUAGCGGAGCGUGGUUUGGGGGUCGCCCCCGACGAAUUCGCUGCCUACUACUGCACCGGAUUACUGACAGACCUCCAUCUUCUAGUCACCAAUAACGGGCAGUUGAAUUAUCAGUCGUGGGAACAAGCGGCGACAACCGCAGCACGCCUCUACGAGCCCAAGCAGAGCGUGCUAGAGCUCCGAGGAAGGACCAGUCGAGCCAUUAGAGCUGCUAUCCAAGCUAAUGGGCCCCGUCGGCGCCAGAAAACCGAAAAUCGACCUGGAGGAACCCACGGAAACUGCUAUGAGUGUCAGGGUCGUGAACAUCCGGCACGCGUCUGCCCCAGCAAGGGAGAACGUACCAAACGUCCAGGGGAAACCUGCAAGAAGUGUGGCGGACCUAAUGCCAUUUCAGUCUCCCUAGAGAGGGGGAACCGCCUCCUCAACACGGUAGAGGGAAACAAAAUGAGCGAUGAGGACGUGCAGGGGACUCAGCCCCCUUCAGAAGCGCGGUUGGAGUCUGGGCCGGUGCCGAUGCGGAGUGAAGAAGCUCCGUGCGAGAAGGCGAAUAGCAGCGGGAAAUCUGCAGAAGCGACAGAAGAAGACUGCAGACCAGAAGCGAUAGAGACUAUGCCGCACUGGUGGAGGGAAACUAGUACGAAGGAGUCCUCCAACCAAGGAGGAGCCUUGUGCUACGUGGCCGGUUCGGCGGUGCCCCUAGAGUUCUCGGAUGAAUGGCAAGGUGCGCGUUGCUGCGCGUUAAUUGGGAAUCAACCUACGUCCUCCGGCUGGGGUAGUCCUUUUGCCUCCACCGCCUUGACGGCAGCGGAGGGUGAAGAGGAGUCGCCCUGGCCUAUGGCAAAACUCGAGCACACUCUGUUCGAAGAAUGGAUAAAUUCGACAGAGGCGCAGGCGAUUCCAUGUGAGAUUAUCCAGGUGUUGCAGGAGUAUCAAGCAGUCUUUCCCGAUAACUUACCUGAAGGAUUACCGCCGAAGCGCCCUCAUAAUCACCAUAUCCUACUGGCCCCUGGUAAACUUCCAGCGAAAUCUGCGAUAUACCGUAUGACCCCAAAUCAGCUCACAUUCCACAAACAGGAAAUAGCUAAAUUAUCGGACAUUGGUUGGAUUGGACCAGCCUAUUCGCCUAUUUGCUCUCCUACGAUCAUGGUAGACAAACGUGAUGAUGACUCCGGGGAGCGGAAGAGGCGCACGGUUGUUAACUACGAAGCUCUAAAUGCCCUUACGAUAGCCCCAGAUUUUCCACUACCUCCCAUUCAAACCAUUCUGGAGAUUCUAGGAGGCGCCAAGUAUUUUUCCACUUUGGACCUUGAAGCAGGACUCCAUCAAAUACGUAUGGCUAAGGAAGACUGUUGGAAGACGGUUUUCCGUUCCGUUCUAGGGCUAUUUGAAUAUCGAGUUAUGCUCUUUGGCCUUAAGGAAGACAAAAUCGAAGCCAUACGGCAUUGGCCCGAGGUGCUGGAGAAUGACACGCAGAUCUGCCAGUUCCUCGGUACCAUAAAUUACUACCGUAUGUUCAUGGGACCUGAUUAUGCCGACGUCGCUCGGCCGCUAGUUGAUCUUACGCGUAAAGACGUUAGUGUGAAUUGGACAGAACUUCACAAGCAAGCGGUGCGGUAG
This is a messenger RNA of Eimeria necatrix, 1701 nucleotides long. RefSeq names its product OSJNBa0042F21.10 protein, related. The record is from RefSeq and is a predicted model, not a curated record. Bases 1 to 1701 code for a protein of 566 amino acids. Lineage: Eukaryota; Apicomplexa; Conoidasida; Eucoccidiorida; Eimeriidae. The transcript is spliced from 4 exons.